GAGGAGAGAACAGUUGUGUGCGUGAGAUUACCAGCUGCGGAAACAAACAAAAACAAGAACGAAACUGGCGGCUUGCUGCCUUUCAAGUUUCUGCUAUAUUGCUCCUCCUAUUAUUUAUCCUUAUUAUCCGCAAACUAAUCUUUUCAUCAGGCAAAAGACACAGCCAAUAACACCAGCUGCGUGCAACAAAAUAAAUUAAAAACCACGAAAGAAAUACAAAAAAGAUCAGACACAACAAAUAUGGCUGCUGUGCAAAACGCCAACCCCGAGUGCGUCGGUCCGGAGAGCGCGCAAGCGGGCAUCGCGCCGUCCUGCCAGGGCUGCCCCAACGCUGCCAUCUGCGCCUCCGCUCCGAAAGGACCCGAUCCAGACCUCCCCCUCAUUCGCGAACGCCUUGCCGGAGUGAAGCAUAAAGUCAUGGUGAUCAGCGGGAAAGGCGGGGUGGGUAAGAGCACCAUGACGAAGGAACUCGCCUUUGCCCUCGGCGCGCGCGGCUUUACGGUGGGACUGGUGGAUAUGGAUAUCUGCGGCCCGUCGUUGCCGCGGCUGACGGGCGUGCGUGGUGAGGACGUGCAUCAGAGCGCGGGCGGCAUUGAGCCCGUCCUGGUCGAUGAGAACGUGGUGAUGAUGUCGAUGCACUACCUGCUGUCUGACAAAAACGAAGCUGUCCUCUUUCGCGGCCCACGCAAGAACGGCGUGAUUAAGAUGUUUCUGAAGGAUGUGAUGUGGGGUGACUUGGAUGUGUUGCUCGUCGACACCCCGCCCGGCACAUCCGACGAGCACAUCACCGUAAAUUCGCUCUUGCAGCAGACGGUGGGCGGAGUGGACGGGGCGGUGCUCGUGACAACGCCGCAGCGCGUCGCCGAGGCGGACGUGCGCCGCGAAGUCAACUUCUGUCAAAAGGCGAAGCUGCCCGUGCUGGGGCUAGUGGAGAACAUGAGCGGCUUUGUUUGCCCUGGCUGCCACCGCGAGUCGGAGAUUUUUCCAAAGGAAGCCAACAAGGAAGGACAGAAGGAGGGGGCAGGGAUUCGACUCAGUCGGGAGUUCGACAUCCCGCUGUGGGGGGCAGUGCCGCUGGACCCGCUGCUGAUGAAGGCGUGCGAGGACGGCGUUUCCUUUGCCGAGUUUGUGGAGACGAAUGCGGUGAAGGAGAGUCCCACGUUGGCGGCCAUUUUCGCCGUCGCCGACAAGCUGGUCGAAGGACUGCAUCUGCAGGCGGAGUAA
This is a messenger RNA of Leptomonas pyrrhocoris, 1224 nucleotides long. RefSeq names its product putative nucleotide-binding protein. Gene Ontology annotation, cellular component: cytosol. The coding region runs from base 241 to 1224 and encodes 327 amino acids. The transcript has a single exon. NCBI's taxonomy places the organism in Eukaryota, Euglenozoa, Kinetoplastea, Trypanosomatida, Trypanosomatidae. The record is from RefSeq and is a predicted model, not a curated record. Gene Ontology annotation, biological process: iron-sulfur cluster assembly. Gene Ontology annotation, molecular function: ATP-dependent FeS chaperone activity; 4 iron, 4 sulfur cluster binding; ATP binding.